This is a messenger RNA of Aplysia californica (California sea hare), 2876 nucleotides long. RefSeq names its product leucine-rich repeat-containing protein 73. Gene Ontology annotation, molecular function: protein binding. NCBI's taxonomy places the organism in Eukaryota, Metazoa, Mollusca, Gastropoda, Aplysiida, Aplysiidae. The record is from RefSeq and is a predicted model, not a curated record.
GAAAAGGAGAGAAGGGAGGAGGAGGAAGCGCAGAGGAGAGAGGAGGAUGAGAAGAGGGAAGAGGAGGAGAAGGUGGUGGCAGUGGCUGUGCUGAGCGAUGGACAACAAAAGACAGAGACGAAACAGAAAAAUGCCGAGGCGGAGUCGUCGGACAGUGACAGUGACAGUGGCUCCUCUAGCGACGACUCGUCAUCUGACAGUGAUGGAGAACGGAAGAAGGCUGUGCUGACCCGGACAAUGUUGCCAACGACGACGGUGGCAUCACCGUGGCGAAGUCUCUAGCGGAAGUAACUCCGUCCAAACCUCGGGACGGGAUUAUUCUGCCCUUGCUGGAGGCGAGUCAGACCACGCUGGAGGUGAAGGGGGUCACGCUGAACAAGUCUCAGGUGUACGAGGCGGCCAAGUUUCUGGAGACGGCCUCCAAGAUCCGGUUUGUGAACUUUGUGAACUGCGGCAUUGAUGAUGAUGAUGUGCAGAAACUGAUGGAAGCUUUGAGGAAGUCACCCUCUGAUCCUGUGAAGCUGUCGUCAGAGGAAGAAGAGGGCUCAGACAGUGGGAAGAAAGAACUACAAGAGCUCGACCUGAGCGACUGUAAGUUUGGCGACGUCGGGGCGGGGGCGGUGGCCAAGCUGCUCAACUCCGACAUGGACGUUGACACGCUGACUUUGAGCUACAACCACGCCAUCAGCAGCCAGGGUUGGAGCCUCAUCGGCAACGCGCUCAACGGCAACCGGAACCUGCAGACCUUGACCCUGGACCAUAACUUCAUCGGGAACGAUGGCCUGCAGUGUCUCUGCUCGGGUCUCUACGACAACCGCAGCCUGACAGCGCUGGACCUAAACGACGUGGGGCUGUCGCAGGCGGGCGGAGCCACGCUCAACGAGUUGUUGAAGAGGAACACCACCAUCCUGGAGAUCACGCUGACUGGGAACAGACUGACGGACGAGCAGAUCGACAACGUGCAGAAGUACAUCGCGCUCAACAAAAGUGUGAACCCGGAGGUGGAGGACUCGAUCAGAAACUAGAGACAGGACGUAUGACAAUAUUUGACGUAUGAUGAUGAUUGACGUUUGAUGCUUGACUUUUGAUGCUUGACUUUUGAUGUUCAAAUGCUUGAUGCUGCACUUUUGACAUCUCAUAUUUGAUUCUACGUGUUUGUUCUUGUGUUGCAAACAUUUUGACUCCUCAUAUUCGAUUAUGCGUAUUUGUUUUCAUGUUGCAAAUAUUUUGACACCUCGUAAUUGAUUCUGUAUGUUUGAUUUGAUUCUGUGUGUUUGCUUUUGUGUUGCAAACAUUUUGACACCUCGUAAUUGAUUCUAUAUAUAUGUUUAUUCUCGUGUUGCAAACAUUUUGACACCUCAUAUUUGAUUCUAUUUGUUUGUUUUCAUGUCACCAAAAUUUUGACAUCUCAUUACAUUACACCUAACCAGUGGUCUUGACCCCCCCCCUACCCUCCACCCCCAAUAACUGUGAUAUUUCACUUCCUGUUUCUCGUCUCUGCGACGAAUGACCUUGAUCUCUGACCUUGAUGCCUGAGAUUCCGUCUCAGGGGAUUAUUUUUUUCCUCAGUUCUUAAAAAUUAUUCUAUUGAAAAUUUGAUCCCUUCCAAAGUGUGUUUUUGUGCUCUGAAGAGAUGUAAUUGUGCCGUUGUCAUUUUUUAGACAUAGGGGAUUGGCAAGACUGACGGCACAUUUGACUGACAGCAUGUAAGACAAAGAGUAAGAGGAUUUGCAAGACUGAUGGCACAUUUAACAGACAGUAUGUUCAGUUGCAGUCUGACAUCUCUGAGUGUUUAUUAAUCUGACAAUGUUGAAUGUUAGGCUUAUAUAUAAUCAUAUAAAGGACAAUCUUAGUUUAGUCUUCGUCAUGUUUGCAGACCUGCGUCUAUGGUGUAAUGGUUUUGUUGUUGCAAGUGCCGUAAAACUCUUACGAAAACUCACAAAAGGUGUAAUGGUUAGGCCCUCUGCCGUUGUGUGCAGUAGAUGUGAAUUCAAUUCCCAAGUGGAGAGGGUUGAUUUUUAAAAAAUUGAAUAUGUCCAUCACAUCUGUCUGCUGGGAUGUUGUAGCCUUCUCAUUCUCAGCCCGUUGAUGGGUAGGACUGUCCCCGUGGUUUUAUGCAAAAAUGCACCCAAAAAAUUAUGAAAUUAUGCAAACUGAGCCCAAAAAUGUGAAAGUAUGCGAUUCCGUUAAUUUAAACACAGAGUGAUGAAGGAAAAUAAUCAGAAAUUAGGCAAAAAAUGAUCAAAUUUUGCUAAAUUAUGCGGGGUGCAUAAAACCAUGGGGACAGGUAGGAUUGACACAGUUCUCCAAAAAUGAUGUAAAUUGUAGUAAAUUGUGACUUCAAAUUGAUGCAAAUUGUGGUAAAUUGUGACUUAAAAUUGAUGUAAACUGUGGUGAACACUUAUUACUAGCUGCAACUUUUUCAUGUUUUCAGGUAGAUAUAUUAUGUGCCCAUUUGUGGAAUUUAUCUGAGAAUUUAUCACCGUCCAUUGUAUGGAAGAGAGUUUUGUUGAUGUUAUUGUAAAUUCAUAUCCUCGCUGUUUAUGUAAAUUUAAAAAAAAAUUAUUAUUCAUGUGACUAUUUAGUAACAAUUCUGCUGUUCUCGGACUGAAAUUCCACUUUCUAUUUUUGUAUUCUUAUCUUGUCAAUUUCCCGUACCCGCCUAAAAUAGACAAUGAUGUCACAGACGCUGUUGUUGCUGUUCCCAAAUAUGGCUGUGAUAAGAUCCUUAGAAUAUUUCAGUGGGACCAAUGACAUUAUAGAGAGACAAUGUGAAUGAAGACUUGGGGAAUCAUAAUAUAAAAAAUUGCCUUUCUUAACCGUGAACCUUAGGUUCCUAGGCCUAACUCCCCCCCCCCCCCCCCCCCCCCCCCCCC